This is a messenger RNA of Amaranthus tricolor (Joseph's coat), 1110 nucleotides long. RefSeq names its product protein ALP1-like. Lineage: Eukaryota; Viridiplantae; Streptophyta; Magnoliopsida; Caryophyllales; Amaranthaceae. Bases 1 to 1110 code for a protein of 369 amino acids. The record is from RefSeq and is a predicted model, not a curated record. The transcript is spliced from 4 exons.
AUGAUUCCAUCUCAAUUAGCCAUAGUAAGAAGAAGGAAGAAGAGACAAAUUGAAUUACUACUACUUCUCUUGGUUGUUAACAAUGUCGUCACACUCAUGUACUUGGUGAUGUGUAUGAUGGGUGUAAUUGUUUAUGAAAUUGAACGACCACGUUAUAGCAAAAGUGAGAAGAAACACCUUAGACAAAAGCACUUGGAUGCACUAAUCAAGGAUAGUGAUAUAGUCUGUAAAAGUGAACUUCGUGUGAAUAGAAAAACCUUUUAUGUCCUUUGUGAGAUGGUCAGAGAUGUCGGUGGUUUAAAUGGCACUCGAAAUAUGUCUUUGGAGGAAAUUGUAGCUAUGUUCUUGUACACUUUGGCACAUCAUUUGAAAAAAAGGACAAUUAGAAGUCAUUUCUUUCGAAGUGGAGAAAGUGUUAGUAGAAACUUCCACCGAUGUCUUCUUGCCGUGUUAAAACUACAUACUCACUUGCUAAAAAAGCCGACACCUAUAACAGAAGAUUGUGAAGUGGAUAGAUGGAAAUGUUUUAAGAAUUGUUUAGGAGCCUUAGAUGGCACUCAUAUUAGUGUUCAUGUGCCAAGUGAGGAUAGAGCAAGAUAUCGGACAAGGAAAGGUUCUAUUGCUAUGAAUGUGUUAGGUGUAUGUAACCCUAAUUUGGAAUUCAUAUAUGUUCAACCUGGUUGGGAAGGAUCCGCUCAUGAUGGUCGUGUCCUUCGAGAUGCUAUUACUAGGCCUAAUGGUUUAAAAGUGCCACAAGGUUCCUACUAUUUGGUAGAUGCAGGAUACACGAAUUGUGAAGGGUUUUUAGCACCAUAUAGAGGAAGGUGGGGUAUUCUUAGGACCCCAUCCUUCUAUCCAAUAUGUACUCAUGGGCGUAUAGUUCAAGCAUGUGUACUAUUACACAAUCUUAUUCGAAAACAUAUGCCAACAGAUUACACAAUGUAUUGGGAUUCCGAUAGUGAAGAAGGUGAAAGUGAUGAUGAGGGCCUAGAUGAUGAAGUUGAGUUGAUUACUCAAAUAGCUACUACGGAUGCUUGGACUACUUAUCGGAAUAACUUAGCACAAAAUAUGUUUAAUAAUUGGAGACUUAGGCAUAGUAGCCAAACAUAA